AUAACGAAAAUAAUAAUAACGACACGAGAAAAAGCUAUAGAUAAAAAAAGGAAAAGAAAAGCAUGGCACCCUUUCGUUUCUUUUUAAUCGUCAUUCUUCUGUCGUUGACGUUUUUGCUCAGGACCGAGGCUUCUCCGUUGAUAGUUCCUAUCAGAAAAAAGACUAAAACCCGUUUUCAAUGUCAGAAUGGAUAUAAAAUGGAUAUUCUCGGGAAAUGCCGACGCGUUAUAUAAAUUUCAAGGUAUGUGAAUCGAUCUAUCCUAUCUAUUUACCAGGGGGAACCAAAACCAGGGGAAAAAUGGGUCUUUCGAAGCGUCAUCUUUAUCUCUGUUGGUACAUCCUCAUCUUGGCUGUAUUGACGUGGCCAUUGGAGGAAGGGACGGCGAAACGUACGAAACGUUUCGAAUGGACCGAUAUCGAACAGGCGGCCAAAAAGAUGACCGGUGCCAUAUCGACGAAAUUAAGCACAAUCUUUAAUCGGCAACCCGCUGAUAAUACGAGUGUCAAAAUGGAGGAAGAAUCUAAUACUACCAUUGUCCUACCUGACGUGGAAUCGCGACAGAUCAUCGUAGCACCGAUUAGGUGUCCACCUAAUCACGUGAUCAUCAAUGGAAAAUGUCGUCUCAACCUCGAAGGAUUAUGACAAAGUAGACGCAAAGACGAUGACGAGGACGACGACGACGACGACGACGAGGACUUUGUAUGAAAGAGAAAAGUUACGAAUUUAAAAAAAAGUUCCCCUAUUCCCCCUUACAAAAAGUACCCCACCAGCAAUAUUUCUCCAAAAGAAAAAGAAAAAAAAAAUAAUGCAUAAAGAUGAUACGAUAUUUAUUUUUAUUUUCCAAGAAAUUACACAAAACGCACUGUAUUCCACGUUUUUCGAGAUAAAUUCCUUGUAAAUUCGA
Molecule: messenger RNA, 905 nt
Organism: Vespula pensylvanica (western yellowjacket)
Lineage: Eukaryota; Metazoa; Arthropoda; Insecta; Hymenoptera; Vespidae
Product: secapin-like
Exons: 2
Coding region: 215-643 (142 amino acids)
Source: RefSeq, a predicted model, not a curated record